Messenger RNA from Drosophila arizonae, 3434 nucleotides. Its product is annotated as glucose dehydrogenase [FAD, quinone]. The record is from RefSeq and is a predicted model, not a curated record. Gene Ontology annotation, molecular function: oxidoreductase activity, acting on CH-OH group of donors; flavin adenine dinucleotide binding. NCBI's taxonomy places the organism in Eukaryota, Metazoa, Arthropoda, Insecta, Diptera, Drosophilidae.
CUUCGGCGGGGGCUUCGACGCGACGACGGGCUUGCAACAAGAAAAGCGAAGCAGACAAAACGUCGCACACGAGUUGCUUUUGUGGCUCAGAAACGCAGCGGCUGCCAAACGAGUCGGUUGCCUUUUUUUCAAAACAAUUUUUUUUUUUUAUUUUGGGAAAAAAAGCAAUUUAUAUACGCGACGAGGAAUUCGAAGCGAAGACUCGACGCGACUCGCACUACUGUUUAUUUAUUUUUCAAAAAGAAAACAACAGAAAUUUUUUUUAUUAUUAUUUUCUGUCGAAGCCUAAAUGAAAGUGCAGCAGUAAUUGUGAUUGGUGAACGUGACUCGUGAUUUGUGAGCGUAAAUGAAAGUGUCGAAAAGGUGGAUUCUUGAUAAAGAAGAUGAUGGUGAUUGGCAACAAGAUGUGCUGAGCGCAAUAGGCGCUGAGGAAGACAACGCUUAGGGAUAGGCACUGAAGCCAGAGCUCACAAUUGAAGCGGCAUAAACAACAUAACGAGAAAGAGAGGGAUAGAGAGAGAGAGAGUGAGAGUGCAAGAGAGUGAGAGAACAAACGAACCCUUCAAUAUGGUUGUUGUGCCUGCUCUAGGCGCUGCCGCUGUCUCGGUGGGCGGGCUGCUCUUUAAGGCGAGCACCGCCUCGAAGGCGGCUGCCACAGCGGGCGUGGCCGCUGUGGGCGCCUCUAAAUUGGGCCUGGCCAUCGCCUCGGCGAUCAAACUGACCACCGCUGUGGUGGGCGUCGGCAAGCUGACGAUUCUGCCAUUCCUGAUCGCCGCCAUAGCGUACUACAAUUACGAUCUGUUCGAUCCGGAGAAUCGGCCCUUCAACGUGCCGCAGGUGGAGCUGGCCUACGAUUUCAUCAUCAUUGGCGGCGGCUCGGCGGGCACGGUGCUUGCCUCGCGGCUGUCGGAGAUACCACACUGGAAGGUCCUGCUGCUGGAGGCCGGCGGCCAGGAGACGGAGAUAUCGGAUGUGCCGCUGCUGUCGCUGUAUUUGCACAAAAGCAAAAUGGACUGGAAGUAUCGCACGCAGCCCCAGCCAACUGCCUGUCAGGCCAUGAAGGACAAACGCUGCUGCUGGACACGCGGCAAGGUGAUCGGAGGCAGCUCCGUGCUCAAUACGAUGCUCUACAUACGCGGCAAUCGGCGGGACUUUGACCAGUGGGCGUCGUUUGGCAAUCCCGGCUGGUCGUACGAAGAGAUUCUGCCCUAUUUCCGCAAGUCGGAGGAUCAGCGCAAUCCCUACCUGGCGCGGAACAAGCGCUACCAUGGCACAGGUGGCCUCUGGACGGUGCAGGACGCGCCCUACAAUACGCCAAUCGGCCCGGCCUUCCUACAGGCCGGCGAGGAGAUGGGCUACGACAUCGUCGAUGUGAACGGCGCGCAGCAGACGGGCUUCGGCUUCUAUCAGUUCAACAUGCGUCGCGGCUCACGCAGCUCGACGGCCAAAUCAUUCCUGCGCCCGGCACGACUGCGUCCCAAUCUCCACGUGGCGCUCUUCUCCCAUGUGACCAAGGUGCUCACCGAUCCGCACACGAAACGUGCCACCGGCGUGCAGUUCAUCCGGGACGGACGCCUCCAAAACGUUUAUGCGACGCGGGAGGUGGUGCUGGCAGCGGGCGCUAUUGGCAGCCCGCAUCUGAUGAUGCUCUCCGGCAUCGGGCAUGGCGAUGAGCUGACCCGAGUGGGCAUUCCAGUGGUGCAGCACCUGCCGGGCGUGGGCCAGAACCUGCAGGACCACAUUGCGGUGGGCGGCAUCGCCUUCACCAUUGACUACCCCAUCUCGAUUGUGAUGAAGCGCAUGGUGAACAUAAAUACAGCGCUGCGCUACGCCAUCACGGAGGAUGGACCGCUCACCUCCAGCAUCGGCCUGGAGGCUGUGGCCUUUAUCAAUACCAAAUACGCGAACUCCAGCGACGAUUGGCCCGACAUGAACUUCAUGAUGACCUCCGCCUCGGUAAUGUCCGACGGCGGCUCCCAGGUGAAGACCGCCCACGGCCUGACCGAUGAGUUUUACCAAGAGGUCUUCAGCGAGGUGAACAAUCGCGAUGUCUUCGGCAUCUUUCCCAUGAUGCUGCGCCCCAAGAGUCGUGGCUACAUAAAGCUCGCCUCAAAGAACCCGCUGCGAUACCCGCUGCUCUACCACAACUACCUCACCCAUCCCGACGAUGUGAACGUGCUGCGAGAGGGCGUCAAGUCAGCGAUUGCCGUGGGCGAGACACAGGCAAUGAAGCGCUUUGGCGCACGCUUCUGGAGCAAGCCGGUGCCCAACUGCAAGCAUCUGACCAUGUUCACGGACGACUAUUGGAACUGUUUCAUCAGGCAGUACACGAUGACCAUAUACCACAUGAGCGGCACGGCCAAAAUGGGGCCGCCCAGCGAUCCCUGGGCCGUGGUCGAUCCCCAGCUGCGGGUCUAUGGUGUGCCCGGGCUGCGUGUCAUCGAUGCCAGCAUCAUGCCGACGAUCACCAAUGGCAACAUACACGCACCCGUCGUCAUGAUCGCCGAGAAGGGGGCCGAUCUCAUCAAGCAGCUGUGGCUAACUCCCACCACCAAGCCAACGGAUCAGCAAUGGCGCUCGAAGCGCUCCCUGCCGCUCGCCGGCAACGAGACACUGGCGGAUGCAGUGCGGCAAUGGCCAUUGCCAAGCUCGUAGCUCGAGUGGGCGAUGUGUGGCCCGGGCCCGGGGCACAGCUAAAAGCUCACUGACAGCUGGUCAAAGUGGCAGACUAAGCCUAAGACUAAUCUUGUAGAGUCGACACACAGCGGGCAAGACAACCUAACAGUUUCUGUGAGCUCAAUUGCAAGUAGUCAGUGCAAUUUAGCUUCACUGUAGCUUAAAUGUGUUUUCUCACUUUCAUUUCUGUUUCACUCUCCACUAAGAAGCUUUCAUCUUGUAGAUUUAUAUUAUUUCUGCUGGUUUUUAUCAGCGACUUUCAUCAGUAAUCCCCACUCGAACAUACUUAGACUCUUGUAACAUUCCUAAAGCUAACUGUCAGUUUCCUCUAUAUUGACAAAACGUUCAUUUGUAUAUCCCGUACUUUAAUAUUACAUUUAAAUUUUAAGCUUUAAGCAAAAGCUCAGCUCAGACUUUAAUCCUUUGCCAAACUUCUGUAUACGCAUAUACAUUUUGAUCAUAGACGCGCACUCCAAAGCUCAUUGAGUUUGAUUUGAACAAGAUUAAUCCAAAGCUCUGCUCUGCUACUUUAGGCUUUAGUAUAAUUGGAGCAAGCUGUGUAACUGGGUUUAGCUUUUAGUUAGUUAAUUCUCGUCGCGUAUCUAAUUUAUUACACUUUAGUUCGCUUUGCAGCUCCUCCCUCUGUGCGUCGUCCUUAGUCACAUAAGCGCUUCUUGUAUAUAUCGAGUCAUUUAUGCUAAUGCGUUUUCUUGUUUGUUGUGUACAUAUGUACAUAUAUAUAAAUAUAUAUGUGUGUA